CAAAAGCCUUUAUUCUAUCAAGUUAGCAAAAUUUCUGAAAACUAUUUCUUGGUAAAUAUUUUCAAACUUAGCAGUUUUAUUCAAAUAUUUAAUGAAAUGAAAAACUUUAUUUUUUAUACCUGAUCACAUAAGCAAUAAGUCUCCCCAAUUCCUCAAACCAUUUAAAUAAUUCUGCCAGAUAUUACGGACUAACUUUUAAUGACCCAGCCUAAGAAAUGAGAAUAAAGUAUGAAACCAAAUUAUUGUACUUUGUACAUUUGAUUAGAAAUCAUAUAAAUUGAACCAUACUAAAUUGCUGAUAUUCACCAGUUCUUGACCCCUCAAAAUGGCAAUUUUUAUAUGGCCCACACUAAAUAUAUUUAGCAUUAAAUAAUGUGUUUUAAGAAAUAUUACAAUAGGGCUUCCAAAGCCUCCCAGUUCUCCCUUUUACUCUUAUCAUCUCCUGUCUGUUAGGGGUGUGGCAGCUAUUUUUGGAAAAUUUCACAAUCUUUUAUCUUUCCUGCAUAGCAUAGGCAACUUGUAGUUUCUUUAAAAAGUAUAAAUUAGUAGUUUUGUUUUGCUAACUAUCCUAAGCAGCUAGUAUGAAUAAUCAAGCCUUUAAUAGAGAGAAUAUACUAAGUUAUUUAAUGUUCCUCAAUUGUUUAGGUCAGUGGUUCACAACCUUUAACGUUCAUGACAACCAACAGAGAACUUGUUUCUGGGCCCUAUUGCCAGAGAUUCUGAUUCAGUUUAGGUCGGGGUGGGAGCCAUGAAUUUGACUUCCUAACAAAUUCACAAAUUAUGCUGCUGCUAUAGGUACUAAAACCACUGUUAAGAACCACUGACUUGGGUACAGAAAAAACUAUUUGUAACCAGGCUUUUUCUUCUUUCGGUCCUUAGGUAAAUAAAACUCAGGGUGAUGAGGUAUCAUUUUACCUUCAAUCAAAACUAUUUUUAGUAAAGUACUACCUUGCUUACCUCUAUUGAAAGGUAAGUGUAAAUUAGACUUGCUUCGACGUGGUUGCUACAGACCACAAUUACAGGGCAACUGAGAAAUUUAUUCACUUGUCCUUUCUUUCGAAUCUCACUGUGCUCUGGCUUGCCAGGAGGUGUAAGUGUCUUCCCAGCCUUGCACCUAGCGCUCCAGGCCUGGGUCACUUCACUUGAGUUAUCAGAGGCAACGCGUCCAGUUGACAAACUCUGCCGGAGGCUCCUGAUAGAGAAGGGCGUGGGCGCCAAUGGUGAGCCAACCCAACCCCAUCCGCGAGUCUUCUUUACAGGGACCUUUUCCGAGCCGAGGGCACCUCUGCAAGAGCGCUUCGGCCAGGUUCCGACUCGCCGGAGAUCGCGCGACGAAUCUGCGCCUCGGACCCUCGCCUUCCGGCAGUCGCCGGAUCGCUGCCCCACAGGGAGCCAACCCGCCAGAGGACCAGCCCAGCGCGGGCUCCGUGGAUCAGCUGGCUGUGCAGGCGGCGAGUUCGCCCACGCAUCUCAGUCCACUACCUCGUCCUCCUGUCCGCGAAGAUGUCCGCGAAACCUGAAGUAGGCUUAGUGCGCGAGGCUUCUCGACAGAUCGUGGCCGGUGGUUCUGCAGGUAAGGCCACCCCGCCCUGCCCCGCCGGAGUCUAGGCGCUUUCCCUACCGUUUGUCCUGAAAAAGUUUCCCAGAUAGGUCUUCCUACUGAAGUUUUGCCCUCUUCCUCAAAAUUCCGCCUUCCCAGAGCAGUGCUUGAGCCUGUGGAGGCGCGAGAGCAAAGGAGGCCGGGAGCUGACUGCUAGUACCCUGUGCUCCAAGUUAAGUUGCCGCGGCGUCGGCGCCGGCCCCUCUCGGGUUCCCGGCAUUCUCUGUUCCUGGCCUGUAAAGCAGGUAGGACAACUCUAAGGAGAGCGACUUUGAGGUCUUGUAGAAAUUUGCCUGAUGCACCCCCUCGACGUGGUAAAAACCAGGUUUCAGAUUCAGAGAUGUGCAACUGAUCCAAACAGUUAUAAAAGCUUGGGAGACAGUUUUCGAAUGAUUUUCCAAGUGGAAGGGUUGUUUGGUUUUUACAAGGGAAUUCUGCCACCUAUCUUGGCUGAAACACCAAAAAGAGCAGUGAAGUUUUUCACCUUUGAGCAGUACAAAAAAUUGCUAGGAUAUGUGUCACUGUCACCAGCAUUGACAUUCACCAUUGCUGGAUUGGGAUCUGGACUAACAGAAGCCAUCAUAGUUAACCCUUUUGAGGUAGUAAAAGUUGGCUUGCAAGCAAAUCGGAACACAUUUGCAGAGCAACCAUCUACUAUGGGUUAUGCAAGACAAAUCAUUAAGAAGGAAGGCUGGGGACUCCAGGGCCUCAACAAAGGAUUAACUGCAACUUUGGGACGACAUGGAGUUUUCAACAUGGUCUAUUUUGGCUUCUACUACAAUGUCAAAAACAUGAUUCCUGUCAAUAAGGAUCCAACCUUGGAGUUUUUGAGAAAAUUUGGGAUUGGUCUUCUCUCGGGGACAAUAGCCUCAGUCAUUAACAUCCCUUUUGAUGUUGCCAAAAGUAGGAUUCAAGGGCCUCAACCAGUUCCUGGAGAGAUCAAGUACAGAACCUGUUUCAAAACAAUGGCAACAGUCUAUCAGGAAGAAGGGAUUUUAGCUUUGUACAAAGGCCUGCUUCCCAAAAUUAUGAGACUUGGACCAGGUGGUGCAGUGAUGCUGCUGGUUUAUGAAUAUACCUAUUCAUGGCUUCAGGAGAACUGGUGAUUGCCUAGGAAGCGUUUUUCCCCCUUGAGAUAGUGGAUAUUUGCUAUGCAGCACCAUGAAGAAGAGAGACUAUCGAUCAGCCAGGUGUAUAAUUAUGAAAGAGAAAACUAUUUAAGAACAAAAUCCAUUGUAAUACUUAAAAAAUUAUCUUUAGGCUACUUGAGAUGAUAGUUUUGGCCAUAUAAAUAAAACGAUGAGAAGAAAAAAUAAUAUGGAACAAUGAGGUAUUUAAACUGAAUAUAGAAAAAUAGCAUAGAAAUCAUAUAUUUCAUAAAAGAAAUAUAAACUUUGUUUCCUAAGUUCCUCUUCACUGCUUCACAACAAAAAUUCAUUGUAUUGAUCAGUAUUUUUCCUAAGAGGUCUAUAAAUGUUUAAACUAUUGAAAAUAAAUGAAAUUAUUCAAAGAAAGACUGGGUUAAAAAAAAGUUAAGCCAAAUUUAAACAGUUUUUAUAAUGAAUUAAAUUAUUCAAUAAACAAUAUUUAAAGAGCACAUGAAAAAUGUUUUUAAAGUGCACUAAAAUGACCUUUAUGAAUACUACGUUAAAAUCUGUUGGUUUUCAUUAGUAUGCACAUCUCAGCUCUAUUUUCCUAUAUAUCUCACAGUGUUGUAAGAUAAUAAACAGGUAUUUUAAAACACUGUUUAAAACAGAAUGUUAAAACACUGUUGUUUAAGCAUGUAUUUUUAAAUCAUGGUAUCCAAAAUCUCUUCUAACAUGUAGAAAACAUGAAAUAAAUUUAAACUACUUUCCUUCACGUCAUUCUCUUUGAAGAUGAGUUUUGUUGACGAGGUAUUUUCAUGUUAAAUCACAAAUUGGAAGCACUCCUUGGACCCAUUUGUGCCAUCAGUAUUUGCAUCCAAAUACGUUUGUUCAGCUUGCUUACCUGUGCCAUUUUAAGUAAUAAUGUAUAGAACAGAACUGCAUUUCCAGGAUAUUAGGUUUAAACGACAGCUUCAGGUGUGAAGUCAGCUGUCUGCAGUACUAAAAUAUGUAUGAUGAAGGGAAAGUUUCCAAAAAAGAAAUACACUUAGCAUUUCCAAGGAUUACUAUACCAACAUGUACCACCAAAAAUAUCUCCUUGGUCUUGAUGUAACCAAACUUGAUUUUAUAUCUGCAUCCUGAAAUGAUGCUGAUUCAGUAGUUAAAGUCAACCAGAAUACCUGAAAGUCCCCACAACACCUGUCCUAGAUUACUACUAAGGGCUAUUACUACUAUGGACUAUUUCAAGAAAGCAUUUUGAAAAUAAAAAUUAAAAGAUAACAUAGUAAUUAUUACUUUUUAUUAAUUUAGAGCAUUUGAAGUAUAAAAAUAAAAGGCUUCUGACAUACUGUAUAUACAUACAUAGCCUUCUGUUGUACAUCCUUUCCAACGUGUUUUUAAAAUUUAUUUUUCAGUCCAAUAUUGAAUAAGAGGGUCAUUAAAAAACAAAAUAAAAAUGUUUUAAAAAGAGAAAUAAGAAUGUGUCUCUGUUGCACAACUGCAUUCUGUCCUUGCAGGUAAUUGUUUUGCAUCCUAUGAGAGCACUGCCUGUAUAGAGCCCAUGAAAUUGAACCUUUAACCUCUCCAUGUGGAUGAGAUAGAAAAGUACUUCUGAAGAGUACAUUUGCCAGUUAAGCAACACUUUUACCGUCUAUGAGAUAGAGGAAAUAUGUCAACAUUAACCAAUAAAAAUAAUCUUUGAAAGCCCUUUAAUCCAUCCUAUUUUCCUUCUCAUAUUUUAAAAAGUGGCUUUAAAUCAUAAUUUGCUUUGAAUAGCAAAUUGUAUCUGUUGUCUUUUAAAAAUUACUCCAUGUGAAUUCACUGUUAAGACUUAGGGGGAGAAAACAAAACUUCAAUACCAUUAAUAUUAGAUUUUUUAAAAUACAAGAACCAGAAAAAAUAUAUAAAUAGCACAACAAGAAAUUUCUUAA
Messenger RNA from Cebus imitator (Panamanian white-faced capuchin), 4616 nucleotides. It is a transcript of the gene SLC25A21, whose product is annotated as solute carrier family 25 member 21. Lineage: Eukaryota; Metazoa; Chordata; Mammalia; Primates; Cebidae. The coding region runs from base 1897 to 2706 and encodes 269 amino acids. Gene Ontology annotation, biological process: transmembrane transport. The record is from RefSeq and is a predicted model, not a curated record. The transcript is spliced from 10 exons.